UAAACAAAUAAAUAAAUAAUGGCAUCRGAUGGAGAGGAUCUGAACAUGACGGCAUCUGAAAGCGAAGUUUCUGCAGCGGAAAAUGAAACUGACGUUGAAGAUGCGGCGGUGCCGGAGCUUGAAACAGAUGAUGACCUUGUAGAAGUUGAAGCUGUCCCCCUGUCGACCGAUGAAGCUGAAAUGGAGGAAUUGCUAACACAACUGGAGGAUUAUACGCCCACGUUGCCAGAUGCGCUUACAUUGCGCAUACUAAAUAGCUCUGGCUUUGGCUCUGUGGACCCGCGAAUCGUUCGCAUCAUUUCUGUCUCAGCACAAAAAUUCAUCUCAGAUAUUGUAAAUGAUGCGCUGCAGCAUUGCAAAACCCGCACAACAAACAUACAACACUCCAGCGGACACAGCUCCGGAAAGGACAAGAAGAAUCCGAAAGAUCGCAAAUACACUUUGGCUAUGGAGGACUUGGUGCCAGCUCUGGCCGAUCAUGGCAUAACAGUGCGGAAGCCACAAUAUUUUGUUUAAAAUCACACUAAUUAGAAUUAAGCAAAAAGUGCAAAAAUAUGUA
Molecule: messenger RNA, 559 nt
Organism: Drosophila arizonae
Lineage: Eukaryota; Metazoa; Arthropoda; Insecta; Diptera; Drosophilidae
Gene: Taf10
Product: TBP-associated factor 10
Biological process (GO): transcription initiation at RNA polymerase II promoter
Cellular component (GO): transcription factor TFIID complex; nucleus; SAGA complex
Molecular function (GO): RNA polymerase II general transcription initiation factor activity; promoter-specific chromatin binding
Source: RefSeq, a predicted model, not a curated record